Messenger RNA from Penicillium angulare, 537 nucleotides. RefSeq lists its product as uncharacterized. The record is from RefSeq and is a predicted model, not a curated record. Bases 1 to 537 code for a protein of 178 amino acids. NCBI's taxonomy places the organism in Eukaryota, Fungi, Ascomycota, Eurotiomycetes, Eurotiales, Aspergillaceae. The transcript has a single exon.
AUGACUGGGGUCACAGAAUACACUCAAGACCAGCCACCAGUAGCUCUGGAACAAGCAUUCAAUGUUCUUCGAUUUCUCUCACUGUCCGGGAAUCUUGCUGCCGAGCAACGAUUCCAAGACAUUUCACAGUCUUGUUCUCGGGUCUGGCCGAAUUACGUUAUUCAAGGAAGCCCUUCAAAUGAUCAAACAGCUCAAAUCGAUCUAGAGUCACAGCAACAACAAAGUACAAAUUCAGCACACGACUCUGGCAGGGCUUCUGUAUUACAUCCGUUUGCUUCUCCAAAUCACAUUACCGCCUCUCAAGAUUCAGAUUUCGAACACCAUAGUCUGGAUGAGAGUCGGCUUCUUGAGACGGGGGCUCAAGCUGGAGCCUCUGGGGCAGCUUUUGAUAUGGAAGGAGAUUGGGGAAUGGAUCUGGCAGGCGAAGCGGAAAGAAUCUAUUCAAGCUUUCAUAGUCCAGUACUUCCUUUGACGGGUGUUGACUACAUGGAUUGGCUUGAGAUUGAAAAGGUGUUCAAUUUUCAGGGCGGCGCUUAA